Molecule: messenger RNA, 4275 nt
Organism: Myotis myotis
Lineage: Eukaryota; Metazoa; Chordata; Mammalia; Chiroptera; Vespertilionidae
Gene: CASTOR1
Product: cytosolic arginine sensor for mTORC1 subunit 1
Exons: 9
Coding region: 2327-3316 (329 amino acids)
Biological process (GO): cellular response to L-arginine; negative regulation of TORC1 signaling
Cellular component (GO): cytosol
Molecular function (GO): arginine binding
Source: RefSeq, a predicted model, not a curated record
ACCAGGGCCAGCCCCUGUUCCGGGUCCCCAUUUCCCUUACUCCAUCCCUCAGCCCCUUGUCCACCAUCUACCAUGGGUGAGAGUCACCAGGGCUGGAGCCCAGUGCUAGGGCAGAGCGGGCAUACUCCCCAGGCCUUGAUUCCUGCUCAUCACUGAUGGGGCAGAGUUCCUAAGAUCCUUUUAGGGUGUUCUCCUUAAGGCCUGGCCUGGAUGCUACUUUUGGACCUGAAUAAGGUUCUUUUUUUUUUUUUAUUGAUUUGGGAGAGAGAGAAGUAUUUUGUCGUUCCACUUAUUUAUGCAUUAAUUGGUUGAUUGUUGUAUGUGCCCAACUGGGGAUGGGAACCACAACCUUGGUGUACUGGCGACGCUCUAACCAACUGAGAAAGGUUGAGUGUUCAUUCUGGGUUGGCUGCUGGCACCAUAGGUGGGAGACCAUGAAUGCCCUUACAUUUACAGUCCAGGUUUCCAUUGAUAGGAGGGGAGAAGGCUGGGUCUUUGAUAACAAGCCACCUGUCGCUUGCUGAGCACUUAGCAUGGUCCACGCUGGGUUGGUUGCGUCACCAGCUGACCAUCAGGUAGCUCUAUUAUCUCCAUUUGACAGAUGAGGCAGCAGAGCUGAGUGAGAGGUAAGCUGGUGCCAGUUUGCACCCAGAGCCCCUCAGCUACCUCUCCUGGCCAGGGUGCCAGAUGACCGGACUGCCAUGGAGGGCCCAGGCAGGCUCUAUGGUCACAACCUGAUGACUGUUGAGGUUACGGACAGGGUGUCCCUGGGAGAGGCCCCCCUUCUGCUGAGGAAGCAGCUUUUCCAGUCAAACAAUAGCGGUUGUUCUUGGCAGGCCACCAGGCGAGGCUGGGCUAUGGAGGGAGGAGUAGCGCCUCCCUCGGAGCUUUCAGGCACCUCGGGGCUUUAGUCUGGAACAUCUUGUUCUGGUACAGCUGGGUAUACUGAGGCCUGGGGAGGUCAAGGGUCACAUGAGCCUGUCAGGGCAGGCCAUCACUUCCUGCUUCCCAACCCUCACACCUGUGGUUUUCCCACCCGCUCUGCCCCAUUGGUGAGAAGAGGGGUUCAGCCUUUGAGGUCAGUCCCCUCCCCCUGACCCUCUAGGGGACAGGCCAGGAUGUGGUGGCUGCACAGUGUUCCACAGGAACCCACUGAGCCAGAGUCCAGGGAGGGGAGGCACUGCGCCACUUCCAUCCGCCUACAGUGGAGGCUCCCAAGCAGGCAGGAGGCCUGUGGAGGCCUGCUGGGUCCCAGUCAGGCCUGAGGCCUGCUUUAACCUGCUUGGUUCCAAGCCUCAGAUCUGAGGCCCCAAGGUGCUUGAGCCAGACAAGGGCCUCCCAAAGCAUGCUUAGUCCUGCUACUGGGCCAGCCUGGGUGGGCUGAUGCCUGCUCAGCCUUGGGGUCUGAGACCCGAGGAGCCUAAGCAGAACCCAGUCCUAAUGUCAAAAUGAGCCCAAGUGGGUCCUAACAAGCCUCAGAUCUGGGGCAUCUGCCAGUGCUGGGGGCCUCCUUGGGCACAAAGCAAGUUUAGAUACGCUCAGGCUGGGGGUUUCGUCUAAUGGCUGCUGGCUUAGGGAGGCUCAGCAAGGCUCAAGCCUCAGGUCUGAGAACACUACCCAGGGAGCCCCAGAUGCCUGGGCCCGUCCUCGGAAGUCUGAGCCUUGGGCAUUACUGGCCUCGGUCUUGAGGGGCCUCCUUCCCCCUGGCUGCCUUCAGCACCCUACCCAGCAGUAGGACAGAGGUGGGUGGGGCCCUGAAUAUCUCUGCGACCCUGGUGGGGAGACGGAUCCCACGAGAGGAAGGAGGAAGAAAGGUGCCAGGAUACUUUGUUGGGAGAGAAUCGUAGGGUUCCUGGGGCUGCAGAGUAGACCCUCCCCCUCCACGCUUCAGGGUUUUGGAGGCAGCGCCUCAAUGACAAUCAUAAGACCCGCAUGAGGGCCUGAAGGACAGAAAGGACCCCACGUUUCCUGCAAGCUUCGCAACCAGGAGCCACCGCAUCUUGCAGAAAGGGUGGCGCUCCGAGAAGAGGCGCGGCCUGGGCGGGGUCUGAAGGACGACGGGGCGGGGUCAGCUGGCGAUCCUUAAGCCAAUGUUAACGGGGUGGAGGCGGGGCUCUGUUGGUAGAAGGGGGCGUGGCCUCCUCUGAUAGGCCGCGCUCCUCGCAGGGCGUAGCCGGCGCGGCGCCGGGCUGGGCGGGUCUUAGGCCUGGUGGCCGGCGUGGACUGGCGUGAGCAGCGGCUCCUUUAAGCCCCCGGCCCCGCCCCCCGCCCCGUCCUCGGCGUGGCCCGGGUCUGGCCGCGGAGGGGUCGGGUGCGCGGGACCGCGAUGGAGCUGCACAUCCUAGAGCACCGCGUGCGGGUGCUGAGCCUCGCCCGCUCCGGCCUCUGGCUCUACACCCACCCGCUCAUCAAGCUGCUCUUCCUGCCCCGCCGAAGCCGGUGCAAGUUCUUCAGCCUGACGGAGACUCCCGAGGAUUACACGCUCAUGGUGGACGAGGAAGGCUUCAAAGAGCUGCCCCCGUCGGAGUUCCUGCAAGUGGCCGAGGCCACCUGGCUGGUGCUGAGCGUGUCGUCCCACAGCGGAGCAGCGGUGCAAGCGGCGGGGGUCACGAAGAUUGCCCGCUCGGUCAUCGCGCCGCUGGCCGAGCACCACGUGUCUGUGCUGAUGCUGUCCACCUACCAGACGGACUUCAUCCUGGUGCGGGAGCAGGACCUGCCCGUGGUGAUCCACACGCUGGCCCAGGAGUUCGACAUUUACCGAGAGGUGGGCGGGGAGCCUGUGCCUGUUGCCAGGGACGAUUCCAGCAAUGGCUGUCCCCGUGCUCAGCAUGGGCCCAACCCCACGGUGCAUCCUAUCCAAAGUCCACAGAACCGCUUUUGUGUCCUCACGCUGGACCCCGAAACACUGCCCGCCAUCGCCACCACCCUCAUCGACGUCCUCUUCUACUCCCACAGUGCCCCCAAAGAGGCAGCCCCUGGCGAGCCUGGACCCAGCUCCAUCACGUUCUUUGCCUUCUCCCUCAUCGAGGGCUACAUCUCCAUCGUCAUGGAUGCGGAGACACAGAAAAAGUUCCCCAGUGACCUGCUGCUGACCAGCUCCUCGGGGGAGCUGUGGAGGAUGGUGCGCAUCGGAGGACAGCCCCUGGGCUUCGAUGAAUGUGGGAUCGUGGCCCAGAUCGCGGGUCCCCUGGCCGCGGCCGACAUCUCUGCCUACUACAUCAGCACCUUCAACUUCGACCACGCCCUGGUGCCUGAGGACGGCAUCGACAGCGUCAUCGAAGUCCUCCAGCGGCGGCAGGAGGGCCUGGGCUCCUGAGGCCACGGGGGAGCCGCAGCCCCUGCGCUCGCCCCUCACCCCCAGGCUUCCAGAGACUUCUUUAAGCUAUUUCCCCAAGCUCUGGGUGAGCCCACUUCCCGCUCCUUCCUCCCCCACUCAUGCAGGGGGACCCCCCUACUCUGUAUAAGCUGCGUGCAGGCACCGGCUCUCACGUGGACGCGCGUGUCUGCCCACACCGGGAACACGGUGCUCUGGGCUUCCACCGGGAAGCCCUCAACCCAUCACUCCCCACCCAGCCUCGGCGUUUGCACAUUCCCUGCCUGAGGCUGAGCCACUCCCCUCAGCACCCGGCCGGCUGCUCCCUGGACAGGGCCCUCGUCUCCGUUCUGCGUCUGGUCGGGUUGCCUUCCCCGACCAGCUGGGUUCUGACAGUGCCUUCCCCUCAGGGGGCCUUCGAGAAAAGUAUUUUUACGUCUCUCUGCUCUUUUUUUUUUUUUUUUUUUUUUUUUUACCAACUUGUUAAUAAAGGGCUUGUAGUGUCCAGGCUGGGCUGUGGUCUUUGGGGUUGUCUGACCCCACCUGGGCCCCACUGCCUGCGGUGCUGGUUCCCCGUGUACCAUCCCAUUGUCGAUGCGGAACCGGAGCUUCAGGAAGUGAAGUGACCUAGCCAGGGUCACACGAUUCCCACCCAGGGCCGCCUGGCCCUGAAGUCUGGGCUCUUUCUUCAUUCCUUGCUGCUCCCAGAAUAGCCCAGAAGGUCCUGAACGCAGGUAGAAACUCCCAGACCUCCUGCCUGGGGACCCCCAGCUUUCCCUCCACCACGGGCAGGGCUGACCAGUGGUGACACCCCACAGAGGGCCCAGGAACCCCUUUUCCUCUGGGCUGCUGCCUGCUUGCUGUUGGGCCAUGCCCGCGUCUGCCUGUCCUUUACAGGAGGCCCUCUGGCCAGGAGAUCUUCAGUUCCUGCCCCCAGGGCUCUCUUGGCACCGAGUGGGGAG